This is a messenger RNA of Helicoverpa zea (corn earworm), 1553 nucleotides long. RefSeq names its product UDP-glucosyltransferase 2-like. The transcript has 4 exons. The coding region runs from base 19 to 1551 and encodes 510 amino acids. Gene Ontology annotation, molecular function: UDP-glycosyltransferase activity. The record is from RefSeq and is a predicted model, not a curated record. NCBI's taxonomy places the organism in Eukaryota, Metazoa, Arthropoda, Insecta, Lepidoptera, Noctuidae.
UGAAUCUGCCGUGUGAUCAUGUCUAUUACUUUAAUAAUUUUAUUAUUGCUUUCUUAUAACGAGGCAGCUAAAAUAUUAGCUGUAUUCCCAGCACCGUCUAUCAGUCAUCAAGUGGCGUUUCGUCCUCUCACUCAAGAACUUGCCAGGCGAGGACAUGAAGUCACGGUCAUCACACCAGAUCCCGCCUUCCCAAAAGGAGAAGCACCACCUAACCUAAGAGAAAUUGACACACAUGGCAGUUACGAAUUUUUGAAAAUACUGCACGAAGAAAUAGCUACAGGCCGAGGUGACAUAGUUAAACAGAUACAAACAGCUAUGCUAAUGAUGGUCGAUGUUUUUGGAUACCAAAUGAAAAUGGAUGAAGUGCAAAAGAUAUUGAAAGAGAAAUUCGAUUUGCUUAUGUUGGAAGCUUGUGUGAGAACAACAUUGAUACUGACACACGUUUUUAAAGUACCAGUGAUACAAGUGUCUUCAUUAGGUGUUAUGGGUUUUAAUGUGGAUCAAAUUGGAGCAGCCUGGCAUCCUUUGCUGUAUCCCACCAGUUUAACUCAACGAAGUUAUAAUUUAACCACUUGGGAAAAAUUAAAAGAACUGUACAACGCAUAUAAAUUAGACAAAAUAAUGGAAGACCUUGAAACAGAGGAUAAUGAAAUGGCUAAAAAGCUUUUUGGACCUGACGUACCUCAUAUAAGGGAAUUGACUAAUAAUAUUGAUAUGUUAUUUCUGAAUAUAAAUCCCAUAUGGGAAGGAAAUCGCCCAGUUCCUCCCAAUGUUAUUUAUAUGGGUGGAUUGCAUCAGAAGCCAGCAAGUGAAUUACCUAAGGAUCUCAAAACAUACUUGGACUCUUCAAAGAAUGGAGUGAUAUACCUCAGCUUUGGUACAAAUGUACAACCUUCACUAUUACCUCCAGAGAAGGUACAAUUAAUGAUCAAAGCAUUCUCCGAGCUACCUUACGACGUGCUGUGGAAGUGGGACAAAGAUGAGCUCCCCGGACGUACUAGCAACAUUAGGAUAUCGAAGUGGUUGCCACAGUCAGACCUUUUAAGACACCCAAAGGUGAAAUUAUUUGUUAUGCAAGGAGGUCUACAAUCAACAGAUGAAGCUAUAACGGCAGGAGUACCUCUAAUUGGUAUCCCAAUGCUAGGCGAUCAAUGGUUCAAUGUAGAAAAAUUCGUUUAUCACAAAAUUGGAGUGAAGCUUGUUUUUUCUACACUAACGUUGGACAAAUUCAAGGAUGCUAUUAAUACGGUCAUUGGUGAUGAAAGUUACCGUCAGAACAUCAUAAAACUUGGUGGACUGAUGCGUGACCAGCCCAUGCAACCAUUGAAUCGUGCAGUGUGGUGGACGGAGUACGUCCUGCGUCACGGCGGCGCGCGACAUCUGCGCUCUCCCGCCGCCAACAUGUCGUGGACACAGUUCCUCGAACUAGAACUAGUUUUAACUGUAGUUACGACUGCAUUAAGCAGUCUUCUAGUAUUGGUAGUCCUCAUGUAUUACUUAUGGAAACAUUUUACACCAACACAUAAGCAUAAAAAAAUAAAGAAGCAAUAAUA